GAGCACCAGAGGCCCCACAGAAGAAGCCAGUCGGAUUUGUUUUGGUUUUGCGCUUUGUCACUGGUCCCGUGUCACCGGAGCAAAGGUCCACCACGCCUGCACUUUCACCUGGCCGCUGCACAUUUCUGACAUUCAGGCAAAGCGGGACUCCUCCUCCUCUGGGAUCCGUGCUACGCCACACCUUCUCCGGGCCGCCGCCCCCUUCAAGCUCCGUUAUUCCAGCCCAGAAACAGGCCCAGAAGCUAGUUAGCCACAAGCUAACGACUGUCUGCUUUUACUCAUGUCAUCGGAAGAAGCUUUGGGUUCAUCGAUUACGGACUGGCUGUUUGUCAACUCGUGGUGGCUGCUCUUGCCUUUCAUCAUGCUCCUUGUAGUCGUAGCCUUUAUAGUGGCCUUUGUGUUGCUGUUAUACAUGAUAUCACCUCUAAUCAGCCCCAAACCUCUCAAACUCAACGGGGCCCACGUCGUGGUGACAGGGGGAUCUAGUGGAAUUGGAAAAUCCAUUGCUAUUGAGUGCUAUCGACAAGGAGCUUUCAUCACUUUGGUGGCACGAGAUGAGGCUAAAUUGCUUCAAGCUAAGAAAGAAGUGGAAAAAUUUGCCAUCAAUGACAAACAGGUGGUGCUGUGCAUAUCAGUGGAUGUUUCAAGUGACUACCAUCAAGUGGAAAGCGUGAUAAAACAGGCUCAGGAAAAGUUGGGGCCUGUCGACAUGCUUGUGAACUGUGCUGGCACCUCCAUCUCUGGAAAAUUUGAGGAAGUAGAUGUGGACCGCUUUAAAAAAAUGAUGGAGGUGAACUACCUGGGCAGUGUGUACCCCACACGGGCAGUUAUCACCACAAUGAAGGAGCGCAGGAUGGGUCGGAUCAUGUUCGUGUCCUCUCAAGCAGGACAAAUAGGGCUGUUUGGAUACACUGCAUACUCCCCUUCCAAAUUUGCCUUGCGUGGUCUUGCAGAAUCACUGCAAAUGGAGAUCAAGCCGUACAACAUCUACGUGACUGUUGCCUACCCCCCUGACACAGACACGCCUGGACUAGCUGAGGAAAAUAAGACAAAGCCUCUAGAGACAAAAUUGAUCUCUGAAACUUCUGGAGUUUGUCAACCUGAGCAAGUGGCUAAGAUAGUUGUUCGGGAUGCAGUGCAAGGAAACUUCAAUAGUUCAAUAGGGCCAGAUGGAUACAUGCUCUCAGCCCUAACCUGUGGAAUGUCACCUGUCACCUCCAUCACAGAGGGUCUUCAGCAGAUUGUUACGAUGGGUUUGUUCCGUACCAUCGCCCUCUUCUACCUUGGCAGUUUUGACAGCAUUGUGCGCCGAUGCAUGAUUCAAAGGGAGCAGUCAAAAGCAGCAGACAAGAGGGAGUAACAUCAGCCUUAGCUUCUCUGUAGCUUCCUGCUCUCCUUCCCUUUAUAGUUUUUGUACUAUGUUUGUCUAUGGCAGUGGAGAAAAGGCCAAACUUUGUUUUUUUAAAAAUACAUUUCCAUGGGAAAGAACAACAUGCUGGGUUCAGACUUCAUUGCCUUUGUGUUCUGGGACCACUGUUCUGCUACUAUUAAAUGCUGGCUAUAUGAAGAAAACAUGUUACACAUGUUGUGUUAAGUUUACACGUGCCAUGUAAACUUAACACAACUCCUAAAUUUGAAAUAUUAGCACAAAGUAAUGGGGUUUCUCCUGUGCAGAUGAAAAAAUUAUAUUUCACUGAGAUUCGUGGCUUUUUGUUAUAGUGUUAGUAUUUAUACUACAGAAGACACAGGUGUUUUGUCCAUAGUGAUCAGACACACUAAAGCAAUGUUUGUCCAAACUCGGCAUAAACGUUUACUCUGCUCCAAGUAUUUUAAUUGCCCAUCAUCUAACAGCUGAGCAUUCCAAUAUCUGCUUUUAAUGUGCAUUUCUGUGGAGAAAUAAGGGUAGACUAAACAUCCCAUUCUUUGAAGCAGGUAGGCUUCAAUGACGGUUCUUCAUUGGUGUCCCUUUUCCAGCCCUACAGUGUUGUUGUUUUAGUCCUCAAAGAGCAGAAGCAACAGAUAGCCUGUCUGACCGGUUGUGCCAAAAAUGGCUUGAAAGUCUUUCCCACCAAUAUAUCACAAUGGAUAUAUUGUGGCAUGUAUCACAACACUAGGUCCACCUAGUAAUUUAGCAGUUUUCUCAAAAAGUCUCCUUUGUACCACAAGUCUUUGCAGGCAAAGCAGCUUCCCAUUUGACUGAAUAACUUUGCUAUUUCAAGUUUUGUUAUUGUGCUCUGUGAGUGAAAGAUACAGAGUUCUGUUCAAUUAUAUCAAACGUGUUUGAGUGUUUGCCUUGUUCCAAAACAAAUUUAAUCACACAAAAUGCAAAAAACUAUCCAAAAUAUUACAUUUCAGAUGCAGUGUAGGACCAAAUCGUUUUGGGGAAAUCAUCUGCACGUAUGUACUGUAUGUGUGCUUUGUUUGCUGUGACUGAGCCAACCCCAGGGAAAAGAAAAGCCAUUGUAUUUUAUAGUCUCUGGUUAAGUGCACCAAAUUAUUUAAAUCUUACUUUGUUUACAUACAUAUUAAGGCAGAUAAAGUGAAUAUUAGUACCAACAGAACACCAGCAUAGGUGGCAAAGGUUCACGUCAUAUGUGUUAUGUGUAAUAGCAAGCAUGAUGUGUUCACAUGUUGUAUAUGCACACUGGUAGCCACCUGUGUUCCGCUCAUAUGUUCUGAGUUGGCAAUAGAUAGACAAACUCGCUGGUUCGAGUAGUUACUUUGCAGACUGACUGGGGGUGCUAGAGGCCUAUUAAACUAAAGCUCAUUAUUAUGGGCAUGAAUGAAAGGUAGAAGACGCUUGUACAACAUGCACAAGACACCAUAAAAUUAGAUCACCAUUCCCUUGUGAGUUUGGUUAAGCCUUGAAUAUCUUUUGUUUGCUUUUGUUUUACACAUAAGGAUAUAAAGUGGCUCACAAGUCUUCCAUUGAUCCAUCACAAAAUGGGAAUGUACUUUAACAUCACACAAAUCAGUAAAGAGGAAUUGUAAUGAUGAAUACACCACUAUUUAAAUGCCAAAUGUGUUAAGACAAUUUUCUGUAAAUGUGAUGCAUUAUUUUGAGAUUUUUUUGGAUGUUGCUGCUUUGUUUUCUUAGAGGUUAGUUUGUGAAAUCUGUGGAGGUUUUUGGGACCCAUUCUAAGCCUUAAGACUACUGAUAAAGCUAUAAGAAUGGACCUAUCCACAGAGCUACUGGUUUACCUGUUCAUUUGUUGACUUUUUCAAUGUAAAAUGCAAACUGUUUUUGUGUAUUCUGUGAAAUGUAGCCUUAAUGGUAUCCAACAUAUGAAAGUGAGAAUGAAUGAGUCACCUGUGAUGAAGUUCUCAUUUGAUAUUGGUGGGAGGCUUCAAAAGCUUUUCAUGAAAAGUUUAUUGCUUUUACUGAGGUAGCGACAUAUAGUUUCUAGAAAACAAUGUAGCCAUUUUAGCAGGUUUUAUUUUACACCUUUAAGCUAUGCAAAUCAAGCUUAUUCUUGUGUUAUAGGAACAUACUACUAUUUAACAAUCGCUGUUCUAUAUUUCUGUGUCAUCAUCAUAGGUGAUAUGCAGUCAUUAGUUUGAAAGUCACAAUGCAUAGUUCAUUUAAUCUAGUGUAUGAUUAUUUUAAUGUUCUGCCAAAAAACUUAACACAUUCACCUUGUGUGCCAUUGAGAGACCGUGUGAGAAGUUGUUUCUUUGUCUUAUUUUCUUAUGUGAUAAAACUAAAUAAAUUUGUGAAGACAAUA
Messenger RNA from Boleophthalmus pectinirostris (great blue-spotted mudskipper), 3725 nucleotides. RefSeq names its product 3-ketodihydrosphingosine reductase (gene kdsr). The record is from RefSeq and is a predicted model, not a curated record. The coding region runs from base 281 to 1360 and encodes 359 amino acids. The transcript is spliced from 10 exons. Gene Ontology annotation, molecular function: 3-dehydrosphinganine reductase activity. Gene Ontology annotation, cellular component: endoplasmic reticulum membrane. NCBI's taxonomy places the organism in Eukaryota, Metazoa, Chordata, Actinopteri, Gobiiformes, Gobiidae. Gene Ontology annotation, biological process: sphingolipid biosynthetic process.